AAUACACGGUGGUAAGUGAAGUCUUAGAUUCGAGGGGCAAUGGAUAAGCGUUUAAAAGUAUAUUAUUAAAACAAUCUAGAAAAUAUGUAAAUUAUUGACAAAUUAUUUCCAGGAAUGGCAGAUACACGUCGAAAAGUUCGUGUGUAGGAUUCCCUCCCAACCGCUAGAUGGAAGCAGCACUUCCUGUAGUGCUGCAAAUAUUAAAACACUUUUUGUGCUGCAAGCACGUACGCCUCUCCCUGGCUUUUAACUCUUUCCCGGUGUACAACAUGUCCGCUUUCUGCUUCCAGACCCAACUCGUAUCCAUUAUGGACGCGUUGUCCAAAGCAGCCGUGAUGGAGAUUGGAAAGCUGGUGGAGAUCGAGUCGAAGAUGCUAAAAAUUGAGAUCACCCGCGGGCGGAACGAAGUCGCCUCCCUCACCGAGAAGCUGCAUCUAAUGGAGAAACUGCUCCGUAUGGCACAGAGAGGCAAGCAGGACACAGGGGUCGGCUUGGAGAACUCGGUGCUGCUGGAGCCUGACAGGACAAGACCUGUCAUUAAGAGUGACUUUCCAUGGGACAACAAUAACUCAUCCCCUUUGCAAGAAGAGGAGACUCCGGCGUUUGAAUCAGCUCAAGAGCAACCUGAACUGAUGGUGGUGAAGCAGGAGCCAGUAGAGGUGGAGGAUGGAGAGUCUGAACAGGAGAGAACACCGGAAAAUACAGACACCCAGAAGAGCCCAGAUGUGAGCCAGCAUUCUAAAGAACGCCUUCAGCCAGUGUUCCCCGACUGUAUUGUGACCCUGAACGCACCCCCAUCUCUCCCUGCACCCGAACACAGAAAUGCACAGUGGAAUCCACAGCUUCCACCUGGACACACAAACCAAGAACCCGCCAAAAGCAGCCCCCAGAUUGUCGCCUCUCCACUCAGGAGUGUGAAGAUGCACAACCUGAGGAACUCCACCGCUAAGAAGUUCGGUUGCCUGCAGUGUGGCAAGAGCUUCAGGUGUUACAGCCAGCUUGAAAUACACCAGAGGAGUCACACGGGAGAGAAACCUUUCAGGUGCACCUUGUGCGGGAAGCGAUACGCACAAAAAGGGCAUUUAUAUACGCACCAGCGCACUCACACGGGAGAGAAGCCGUACCGCUGUCCCGUUUGCGGAAAGGGCUUCAUCCAGAAGUGCACCCUCGACAUGCACCAGCGUACGCACACGGGAGAGAAACCGUUUGUUUGUGUGCAAUGCGGAAAGGGUUUUACAAAGAACUGCAACCUGAAAAAGCACCUUUUAGUCCAUCUUGAUCCAGAUUUGCAGAUGUAUGGUAAUCAGUCAACUGCGGCCUUCAGGCGCAACUCGGAAAGGGCAAAGUCUUCCACCCCACAAUGCACCGCGGCGCAGCUAACAGCUAACUGUCAGAGUACUAUCCACUCCCUCAGCUUUUGUCUGAUACAUGAGGGACGUAGCGGGGGCGAAAUCUCUAUUUACACUGCGCCUCCAGCCGCCGAUAUGAUGUGCGACACCAGCAACCGAAAUUUCCGAACGCAGCUAGCGGUUAUACUGGAGAAGAUAACCAAGACGGCCCUGGUGGAGAUAGGAAAUCUGGCGGACGAAUUCUCCUCCGUGCUCCUGGGCGAGAUCUCCCUGCACAAAAGCGAGAACGAGGCCCUGAAGAAGAAGUGCUACUCCCUGGAGGUGCAGCUGAGGGCCGCCCGGGAGGCGCAGUACUACCCGGCACAUGUCAACAACAUCGGCCGCAGGAAUCCCGAAGGUCAAGAGCCACAUAAAUCCGACCAGCAGCAUCAGCAGGCCGCCCCAGCUAUCGAUGGCGUCUUUGGGAAGGACUGGUGCAUGGACUUGUGGAGAGAAGACAAACGAGUCCCGCCUCAGAGGAAAGAGACGGUGGAGCCUGUCGCCAUGUCCAGCAUGGGAACACAGGUGUUGGACAUAAUGGACCGAGAACCCGACCUCAUUUUUGUCAAGGAGGAAACGUAUGACGAUCAUCCCCUCGGCCAGCAGAGAAGGAUGACAGAUAACCGGAAAGAUAUGGGGAUGCUCGAGGCCGAGAGCGCCCUCCAUCGAUCCGUCAGUGAACUGCAGCUUCAUUCAGAGGAUUUGAGCAGCUUCCCCUUGAUGGUGGACGGUCAAGCUCAGCGCUCGCAGCCAAGCAUUAUGGACAAACUGAUCGAGGACGCAGCGAUGAGCACGAUGCUCGACAACAACACAAACCCUCCCGCCACGAGCAGCGAAUACGUCGACUACACAAACGCCGCCGCCAAAGAUUUCGUCAGCUAUCCACCAAAACCCACAAGGCCACCUAAGCACUUCCAGUGUCUCUUCUGCGGUAAAGUGUUCAACUAUCUCAGCAGCCUGAAAGUCCACGUCAGACGCCACUCGGGCGAGAAGCCUUUCAGCUGUACGGUCUGCGGUAAGCGUUUCGCCCAGAAGACGUACCUGAAGCUUCACCAGCGCGUCCACUCCGGAGAGAAGCCCUACAGCUGUCCGGACUGCGGAAGAAGUUUCUCGCAGAAAAGCUCCCUGAACAUUCAUUUUCGGACGCACACGGGGGAGAAGCCGUACAGCUGCGUGGACUGUGGGAAAUGUUACGCUUACAAGUACGGUUUGAACCACCAUCAGUGUUUCAAUCACAUGAAGAACACCUAGACAGGAGCAGACCUGUACUUCUGCUGAGGCCUGUGCCGACGUGUCUACCAAGGAGUGUUAGGGCCACACUGAAAAGAUAAAAAAAAAAAACAUAAAUAAAUACAUAAAAUGACAAUAAGGCAGACAUUUCACAACAAUAAAAGGUAGCAUUUUUUUAAAUAGGGCUGCAUGGCGGACGAGUGGUUAGCACACAGGCCUCACAGUUAGGAGACCCGAGUUCAAUUCCACCCUCGGCCAUCUCUGUGUGGAGUUUGCAUGAAUGUGUUUACUCCGGUUUCCUCCCACAUUCCAAAAACACGCUAGGCUAAUUAGCGACUCCAAAUUGUCCAUAGGUAUGAAUGUGAGUGUGAAUGGUUGUUUGUCUAUAUGUGCCCUGUGAUUGGCUGGCGACCAGUUCAGGGUGUACCCUGCCUCUCGCCUGAAAACAGCUGGGAUAGGCUCCAGCACCCCCCGCAACCAAUGUGAGGAUAAGCAGUAGAAAAUAAAUGAAUGACUGAAUAAACAACAAUGCCACAACAUAAAGAACACCAAAAAACUGCUGCUAGUGGAAACGGACUCAACAGCGCCUCUGGUGGUUGCAGCGAGUAGUGCAAUCCCUUUUGCCUCAAAUGCUUCAAAACAUAAAAAAACACAAAACUCAUGCUCAUUUCUAGUCCAUAUUGCCUGUAAUAGUUGGUAGUGAUAUUUUCAUACAGCCAAAGGAAUUCCACUGAGGCAACACUGACCUGUUGUACUUGACACAACUUAUCAACAGAGGCCUGGAACUUUUCUUAAAAACAGCAAUUGAGAGAAAAAAAAGAUAACCUGUGCAUCUAAAUUUCCCUAUGUUUUGAAAUAAUAUGGAAAAAGUAAUAAUUUUACAAGAAUAAAUUUACGAAAUUAUGAAAUAAAUGUAUAAUACUACAAAAAUAAUCUAUUAGUCAAAUUACUGUAAAAUAAGUCUCAGAAGUCCCAUAAUGGGCUGCACAGAGGUCAAGUGGUUAGUGCACAGGCCUCACAGCUAGGAGACCCGAGUUCAAUUCCACCCUCGACCAUCUCUGUGUGGAGUUUGCAUGUUUUUCCGGGUACUCCGGUUUUCUCCCACAUUCCAAAAACAUGCUAGGUUAAUUGGCGACUCCAAAUUGUCCAUAGGUAUGAAUGUGAGUGUGUAUGGUUGUUUGUCUAUAUGUGCCCUGUGAUUGGCUGGCCACCAGUCAAGGGUGUACCCCGCCUCUCGCCUGAAGACAGCUGGGAUAGGCUCCAGCGUUCAUGUGACCCUUGUGAGGAUAAGCGGUAUAGAAAAUAGAUGGAUGGAGUCGUAUUACAAAUAAAAAUAAAAAAUAUUUUCCAAAAUAAAAUUAAAAAAUAUAUAUACUUUUACAUAAAAAAUUAUGUAAAAUCAGGAUAUGUAUUAUUUUUUACAUGUAUUAUUUUACAACAAAUUAACAAAUAUUAGAAGGAAAACGUCUAUAAUAACUGACAUUGUGUAACUAUUACAAUUAAAAUUGUGUUUCCUUUUCAGUGUCACCCUAACACUCUUUCAUGAAAGGUCAUAAAUUGAAAAAAAAAAAGUAAGUAUCUGUAAAUUUGCAACAGCCAAACAAGUAGAGAGCAUUUCUGCAUUAGUUUUAUUUUCUUGUGGUUGACUGAUUAUUCCCUUCAAGAGGCUUUAUUGUGUGUGUAUACAACACAGUUCACAUGAGUUCUAUUUGGAACAAUUUAUCGCAGCACUUCACAGAUGUGAACACGGGCCAAAUACAUUGUGGUGGUCAACCAGAUAGCGCUUUUAAUGGCACUUAUUGUGAAUACCUCAUCGAACCGCUGACCUCAUCUGCAUGGCAUGUUCUCGUACAUUUGCUGUAUGUUCUUUUAAAUACCUCCUCCAAGGCCAUCCAAAAGGUCUGGUCUAGUUUAAAGCUACAAUAAUACAUUGUUUGCACACAUAGCGAAACUACCUCGUCACAUUUUUUUAAUACAGUGUAAACGCACAAUUUCUGUACUUGUGAAUGAGCUUCAGUCUGUUUUUUUUUUUAAUUUCUUGUGCCUGAAAGGGGGUGAAUAAGAUUACAACAUAGAUGUAAUGGUGCAAUUUAUUCUUUGCAAGAAAUCCCGCUUCAACUUUUCUUUGAUUUAGUAUCAGGAAUGGGAUUUUAAAUGUUAUUUAUGGGAAAAUGGUGAGAUAUUUCUUUAGCAUUUAUCACCAUAAAACCUGACAAACUGCCUUGUAAUGAAACAACGCCAGAGUAUUGUUUCGUUUCUUGAUUAGCGUGCACUUGCCAUAAUAGAAAUGACCCCCUCCCUGUAUUGUUUUUUUCCUUGUUGCAUGUUCAGAUUUAACCCACCCCCUCCCCCCCGCCGCCAUGAUCGUGAGGUGUUAAAAAAUGUGCAAACGUUCAAUCAAGUUCAGUGCAUUCUUCAUUCAAAACAAAGCACACUUGUAUUUUUGAGGGAUGUUUUAUUUAAUAAAUCUCUUACCUCCCGA
Messenger RNA from Doryrhamphus excisus (bluestripe pipefish), 5100 nucleotides. The record is from RefSeq and is a predicted model, not a curated record. NCBI's taxonomy places the organism in Eukaryota, Metazoa, Chordata, Actinopteri, Syngnathiformes, Syngnathidae.